This is a messenger RNA of Pyricularia grisea, 326 nucleotides long. RefSeq lists its product as uncharacterized. Lineage: Eukaryota; Fungi; Ascomycota; Sordariomycetes; Magnaporthales; Pyriculariaceae. The record is from RefSeq and is a predicted model, not a curated record. The annotation marks the transcript as partial. The transcript is spliced from 2 exons.
CCGCCAUCUAAACACCAUCAGAUUUUUCACUUGCCCAUAGUGCUUGAUUGAAUCAUCUUAUUUAAGGGACACUGCAUAUACUGGAUUUCUUUUUUCUUUUUUCUUCUUUUCCGUGGAUAAGUGCAUGAGCAACGGCUAUUUUAUCAGAAAUACCGAAUCUUAUCCUCCUUGUAAUGCCUCCCCACCAGCUAAACUGUAUGAUUCAUGAACAUGCAUUGCCGGUAUCUUUGACGGUACCCGACUGUUCGUCGCAAUUACUUUCCAUUUGUUUUUUCUUCUUUUUUUCUUUUCCCCUCCUUCCCCGACCAACGCCCCAUGUACCGCGC